AUGGACUCGAUCGGGCUCCAUGACACGAGCGAGCAAGAAAUACUCCACCACCUUUACAACAAAGCAACCGGCCGGCCGGCAGGUCUUAUCAUCGGCGAAUGCGAUCUUUUCGGGGAAAAGGAGCCUUGGGAGAUAUGGGAUCAGGAGUACUCCUACGACGGCCAGCAGGAAGACCUUCUCGUCUUCACAAAGUCGAAGAAGAAGGCCGCCGGGGGCUCACGUUUGGACCGCAGGAUCGGGACCGGAACUUGGAUAAGCGAUGACACCGGCUUCUUUAUUUAUUGGAAAGACGAGAGUAACCGGAUGACGCUCACCGGGAUGAGACAGAAAUUUCACUACGUGGGUCGAAGCAGCUCGGUGGAAGAUGGGCGCUGGAUCAUGUACGAGUAUAGCCUCGAUAAAUCCAUACCCGUCCAUGCAGACUGUCAAAACUAUGUCGUUUGUCGAAUUAUAAAGACAGAUUUAACAGGCCGAAAGAAGAGGCCGAAAUUACAAAAUGUUAAGCUGUCUGACAAUGAUGUGAUUGGAACUCUGAGAGAGAGUCAUGAAUUGACAGAUGCAGAAUCGUUCACUCGAGAGUUAACUAGAGAUCAAUCAGAAACUAUGCAGGAGCCACAGAUUGAGAUGAUUUAUACCAGGCGUUUUGUUGACGUUUGGAACGUGAAUGGGUGUGAACUACUAAAAGAUCGGUAA
This is a messenger RNA of Carya illinoinensis, 693 nucleotides long. RefSeq names its product NAC domain-containing protein 37-like. Gene Ontology annotation, molecular function: DNA binding. Lineage: Eukaryota; Viridiplantae; Streptophyta; Magnoliopsida; Fagales; Juglandaceae. The transcript is spliced from 2 exons. Gene Ontology annotation, biological process: regulation of DNA-templated transcription. Bases 1 to 693 code for a protein of 230 amino acids. The record is from RefSeq and is a predicted model, not a curated record.